Molecule: messenger RNA, 2984 nt
Organism: Cavia porcellus (domestic guinea pig)
Lineage: Eukaryota; Metazoa; Chordata; Mammalia; Rodentia; Caviidae
Gene: Proc
Product: protein C, inactivator of coagulation factors Va and VIIIa
Exons: 8
Coding region: 308-2878 (856 amino acids)
Biological process (GO): negative regulation of blood coagulation; proteolysis
Cellular component (GO): extracellular region
Molecular function (GO): calcium ion binding; serine-type endopeptidase activity
Source: RefSeq, a predicted model, not a curated record
UAACCGAGUUCCAGGCCUUCCUGGUGUAGGGAAGUAGACUUGCAGUCUCUCCAGGGCCCACCCCUGUAAGUCCCCUCUAGGCAGGAUGGCGGUGUGGAGGGAGGGGAGGAAAAGGGCAUACCCUGUGGAGGUGACUCCUUGAAUUAGAGCUUGGGGUCAGAGAAGCCAGACCCUGCUGCCAACCCGAGCACAGCUGGCCUUCCCCAGGCCUAGUGCCACAAUCCACGGGCCGCAGCAUGUGUCCUAAGCUCGGGCACACAGGGCUCCUGCAUUCAGCUUCCUCCUAGACGGCUUCGACGACGGCAGAAUGUGGCGCCUGGCAGGCUUGCUGCUGUUCCUGGCCAUUUGGGGCAUUUCUGGCAAACCAGUCCCUUCCGACUCAGUGUUCUCCAGCAGCCAGCGCGCCCACCAGGUGCUGCGGAUCCGAAAACGCGCUAACGCCUUCUUGGAGGAGGUCCGGCCUGGCAACCUGGAGCGUGAGUGCUACGAGGAGAUCUGUGACUUCGAGGAGGCCAAAGAAAUUUUCCAAACUGUGGAUGCCACUCUGGCUUUCUGGUCCACAUACUUCGACGGUGACCAGUGUGCAAACCUGCCCCCGGAGCACCAGUGUGCCAGCCCCUGCUGUGAGCACGGCGUGUGCAUCGACGGCCUGGGCAGCUUUACCUGCGCCUGCAAAGCGGGAUGGGAGGGCCGCUUCUGCCAGAAUGAAGUGAGCUACAGCAACUGCUCGGUGAACAACGGUGGCUGCGCACACUAUUGCCUGGUGGAGGGGGAUGCACGGCGCUGCAGCUGCGCACCAGACUACAAGCUGGCGGAUGACCACCUGCAGUGCGAGCCCGUGGUGAUAUUCCCAUGUGGGAGGAUACAGAUGCAAGUAGAGAAGAAGCGAAGUAACUACAAACGCGACACAAACCAAGUAGAGCAAGAAAAUCAAGAUGAACCAUUAGAUCCAAGGAUGAUCAACAGCACUGAGAGCAGCGGAGCGAGCCAGUUAGGUCCCAGGAUCCUCAAUGGAACGGAGACCAGAAGGGGAGAGAGCCAGUUAGCUCCUGAGAUCCUCAAUGGCACCGAGACCAGAAGGGGAGAGAGCCAGUUAGCUCCUGAGAUCCUCAAUGGCACCGAGACCAGAAGGGGAGAGAGCCAGUUAGCUCCUGGGAUCCUCAAUGGCACCGAGACCAGAAGGGGAGAGAGCCAGUUAGCUCCUGGGAUCCUCAAUGGCACCGAGACCAGAAGGGGAGAGAGCCAGUUAGCUCCUGGGAUCCUCAAUGGCACGGAGACCAGAAGGGGAGAGAGCCAGUUAGCUCCUGGGAUCCUCAAUGGCACCGAGACCAGAAGGGGAGAGAGCCAGUUAGCUCCUGGGAUCCUCAAUGGCACCGAGACCAGAAGGGGAGAGAGCCAGUUAGCUCCUGGGAUCCUCAAUGGCACCGAGACCAGAAGGGGAGAGAGCCAGUUAGCUCCUGGGAUCCUCAAUGGCACCGAGACCAGAAGGGGAGAGAGCCAGUUAGCUCCUGGGAUCCUCAAUGGCACUGAGACCAGAAGGGGAGAGAGCCAGUUAGCUCCUGGGAUCCUCAAUGGCACUGAGACCAGACUUGGAGAGCGCCAGUUAGAUCCCAGAAUCGUCAAUGGCACUGAGACCAGAAGGGGAGAGAGCCAGUUAGCUCCUGGGAUCCUCAAUGGCACGGAGACCAGAAGGGGAGAGAGCCAGUUAGCUCCUGGGAUCCUCAAUGGCACCGAGACCAGACUUGGAGAGCGCCAGUUAGAUCCCAGAAUCGUCAAUGGCACUGAGACCAGAAGGGGAGAGAGCCAGUUAGCUCCCGGGAUCCUCAAUGGCACCGAGACCAGAAGGGGAGAGAGCCAGUUAGCUCCCAGGAUCGUCAAUGGCACCGAGACUAGACUUGGAGAGCACCAGUUAGAUCCCAGAAUCGUCAAUGGCACCGAGACCAGAAGGGGAGAGAGCCAGUUAGUUCCUGGGAUACUCAAUGGCACCGAGACCAGACUUGGAGAGCGCCAGUUAGAUCCCAGAAUCGUCAAUGGCACCGAGACCAGAAGGGGAGAGAGCCAGUUAGUUCCCGGGAUCCUCAAUGGCACCAAGACCAGACUUGGAGAGCACCAGUUAGAUCCCAGGAUCGUCAACGGCACGGAGACCAAACUUGGAGAGAGCCCCUGGCAGGUGAUCUUGCUGGACUCCAAGAAGAAGCUGUCCUGUGGUGGGGUGCUCAUCCACAGCUCCUGGGUGCUGACUGCGGCCCACUGCAUGGACGGGUCCCGGAAGCUCACCGUCAGGCUCGGUGAAUAUGACCUGAGGCGUAGAGACAAGGGGGAGGUGGAAUUGGACAUCAAGGAGAUCUUCAUCCACCCCAACUAUACCCGGAGAACCACCAACAACGACAUUGCACUGCUCCACCUGGCCCAGCCCACCAUCCUCUCCAAGACCAUCGUGCCCAUCUGCCUUCCAGACAGCGGCCUUGCGGAACGGGAGCUCACGCAGGCUGGCCAAGAGACAGUGGUGACGGGCUGGGGCUACAAGUCUGAGCGGAAGGGAGAUACCAGGAGAAACCCCACCUCCAUUCUCAACUCCAUCCGGAUUCCUGUGGCUCCUCACACUGAAUGUACCCAGGUCAUGAACAGUGUGGUGUCGGAGAACAUGCUGUGUGCCGGCAUCCUCGGGGAUUCCCGAGACGCCUGUGACGGUGACAGUGGAGGGCCCAUGGUUGCCUCCUUCCAAGGCACCUGGUUCCUGGUGGGCCUGGUGAGCUGGGGUGAGGGGUGUGGGGUCCCUAACAACUAUGGUGUCUACACCAAAGUCAGUCGCUAUCUUGACUGGAUCAACAGCCACAUCACGGGCAAGGGUGGUGUCCCCCGCAAUCACGUGCUAUAGCUGCCUCACUCAUCUCUGGACCCCAGGCCUCUUGCAGUGGGACUGGGCUGCUGGGUGGCAGUGUGUGGGCCAUUAAAGGGGCACACAGUAAGCUCAUUGGCCUGCA